AUGCUCUUCAGCACUUCCACCAUCGCGGCCAUUGCCGCCCUCACCUCCCUCGGCGCAGCCGCUCCCAGCCGCACACUCGACGCCCGCGCCGCCGCCGGCAAGCUGACCGUGUACUGGGGUGCCGAGGACGACAACCUGUCGCUGAUGGACGUCUGCAACGACCCGACCUACGACAUUGUCAACCUCGCCUUCCUCGCAUACUUCAAUAAGGCCGGCGGCUACCCGGGGCUCGAGAUGUCCGGGCUCGACGGGCCGUCCGCCGCGCAGAAGAAGGCCGGCGCGACCGGCCUCAAGGACGGCAGCCCGCUCGUGCCGGCCAUCAAGAAGUGCCAGGCCAACGGCAAGCUCGUCAUCCUGUCCAUGGGCGGCGCGACCGACUACUCCAACGUCCGUCUGGGCAGCGACUCCGAGGGCGAAAAGGUGGCCGACCAGGUCUGGAACCUGUUCCUCGGCGGCACCGACCACAAGGAGCUGCGUCCGUUCGGUGACGUCAAGCUCGACGGUGUUGAUCUGGACAACGAAACGAACAACUCCACGGGCUACCUCGCCAUGACGAAGCGCUUCCGUGCCAACAUGGGCAAGGACGGCAGCAAGAAGUACUACAUGACGGCCGCGCCGCAGUGCCCGUUCCCGGACCAGUCGGAGCCGCUCUCCGUCUGCAAGCUGCUCGACUAUGUUUGGGUGCAGUUCUACAACAACGGCGACUGCAACAUCGCGCAGUCGGGCUUCAACGCCGCCGUCAAGAACUGGUCCAAGGGCAUCGGCAGCGCCAAGCUCUUCAUCGGCGGCCUGGCCUCCGGUGCCGACGGCGACGAGGGCUACGUCGACUCCAACACGUUCAUCAAGGCGAUCAACGGCGUCAAGGCCAUGAACCUGCCCAACUAUGGCGGCGCCAUGCUCUGGGAGGCUCAGCUGUCCAAGAACAACGGCGACUACGCCAAGAAGAUUCGCAGCUCCGUAUAG
Messenger RNA from Cordyceps fumosorosea ARSEF 2679, 963 nucleotides. RefSeq names its product Glycoside hydrolase, subgroup, catalytic core. Lineage: Eukaryota; Fungi; Ascomycota; Sordariomycetes; Hypocreales; Cordycipitaceae. Bases 1 to 963 code for a protein of 320 amino acids. Gene Ontology annotation, biological process: carbohydrate metabolic process. The transcript is spliced from 2 exons. Gene Ontology annotation, cellular component: extracellular region. Gene Ontology annotation, molecular function: chitinase activity. The record is from RefSeq and is a predicted model, not a curated record.